This is a messenger RNA of Blepharisma stoltei, 276 nucleotides long. Lineage: Eukaryota; Ciliophora; Heterotrichea; Heterotrichida; Blepharismidae. The record is from the annotation of a GenBank genome assembly.
AUGAAAGCAAUCAUAAGAAGCAAGGUUUGCCCUUUAAGAUAUCGCAGCCGAUAUAAAUUAAGUAAAUUAAAAUUGAUUAAAAUGAUUUUUAAUCAUAAUUAUCAGAAAACCGCACUGCGAGAAUUUAAAACUCUUUUCAAAAGCAGCAAAUAUGCAAUAAAUCUACAGCCCACGGUAAAAUGCAGAGAUAUAAAGCACACGUUCCAUGGGAUUAUUAAAGCCAAGAUCUAUAACCAAAGUAAUAUAGCAAUUUAUAGAGGUAGAAAAUGCUCAUAA